UGACACUCAAGGCAAAGAAAAAUGACUACGCCUAGUUCUCGUCGUUCUUUAUAUUCUUUGCUCUUUAUUUCUUCCAUUCUAUUUACUUCAUUUUCCCUUAUCUCUCAGGCACAAGCCAAGCCCCUAUUAGUGAAUGGACUAUCAUAUUCUUUCUAUUCCAAAACCUGUCCCAAUCUUGAAACCAUUGUGAGAAACCAUCUCAAGAAGGUGUUCACGCGAGCUAAUUGGCAAGCUCCAGCCUUACUCGUCAUUUUCUUCCAUGAUUGUUUUGUUCAGGGAUGUGAUGGGUCGUUGCUGCUGGAUGGGAAUCCAGGUGAAAGGGAUAAUCCACUGAACCGUGGAAUAAGCCAUAAAGCAGUGCAAACCAUUGAUGAUAUAAGGGAAGUUGUCCAAAAGGAGUGUGGAAGGGUCGUUUCUUGCGCAGAUAUCACUGUCUUGGCUGCUCGUGAUGCUGUUUUCCUAGUAAUUAAUCUCUCAUCAUCACUAUUACUUUUCUCUCUCUCUUUCUAUAUAUAUAUAUAUUCCUGUUUCCUAUAAUAAUCCUGCUCUUCU
Messenger RNA from Cajanus cajan (pigeon pea), 552 nucleotides. NCBI's taxonomy places the organism in Eukaryota, Viridiplantae, Streptophyta, Magnoliopsida, Fabales, Fabaceae. The record is from RefSeq and is a predicted model, not a curated record.